GUUUCCAAAACCCUAGAGUUCUGGGAAGACAUCCACUGCGAUGGACAGGGCUUCAUCGAUGCUUUUUGGGGGCAUUCACUUCGAUCGGAAGCGAUUCGCAAGCGAUAUUGAGAGAUUCAAGGAGAAAGAGGCGGAGCAAGAUAUCCAAAUUGAAACCGAAUCACAACCAAUUGAAUCUGCAGGAAUUGAGAAUGGGAGGAAGAAGAAGAGAAAAGCUAAAACUUUUGAGGCUGUGGAGAGCUUCAGUGUUUUCAAGGCCUCAGAACCAGUGCAUAUUGUGGAAGUUGAUUUUUCAAAGCAGAAGAAAGAAGUGGAAAAGCAGAUUGAGCAAGCUGCUCUUCUGCGAAAGAAGCAUGGAAUUCAUAUUUCUGGGCAUAAUGUUCCAGCUCCACUUCAGAGUUUUGAAGAACUGAGUUUCAGGUAUGGCUGUAAACCAUUCUUGUUGCGUAAUUUAUCAGAACUAGGGUUUAAAGAACCUACACCGAUCCAAAGACAGGCUAUUCCAAUACUACUUUCAGGAAGGGAGUGCUUUGCUUGUGCACCAACAGGCUCUGGCAAGACAUUGGCUUUUCUAUGCCCAAUUCUGAUGAAGAUUAAGCCAGGAUCUGGAGAUGGCAUAAAAGCUGUUGUCAUGUGCCCAACGAGAGAAUUAGCUGCACAAACUACUAGAGAGUGCAAAAAACUCACUAAAGGAAGAAAAUUUUAUGUUAAAUUGAUGACCAAGGAACUUGCAAGGACUGGUGAUUUUAAGAAAAUGCCUUGUACUAUUCUUGUUUCAACUCCGCUUCGUCUAGAUUUUGCUAUGCGCAAAAGAAAGCUUGACCUAACUAGGGUGGAAUACCUCGUCUUGGAUGAAUCUGAUAAGCUAUUUGAGCUUGGUUUCGUAGAGCAAAUUGAUUCCGUCGUUAAAGCUUGUUCAAAUCCUUCUAUAAUCCGUUCUUUGUUCAGUGCUACCUUGCCUGACUCUGUUGAAGAACUUGCACGGUCAAUAAUGCAUGAUGCAGUCAGAGUCAUAGUGGGCCGAAAGAAUUCCGCUUCAGAAUUGAUAAAGCAAAAGCUGAUUUUUGCUGGAAGUGAAGAAGGAAAGCUUCUUGCUUUACGGCAAAGCUUUGCACAGAGUCUUAAUCCUCCUGUACUAGUGUUUGUUCAAAGCAAAGAAAGAGCAAAAGAACUCUAUAAAGAGCUGGCAUUUGAUGAUAUAAAAGCUGAUGUAAUUCAUGCUGAUCUUUCGCAAGAGCAGCGGGAAAAUGCUGUUGAUAACUUCAGAGCAGGCAAGACUUGGGUUCUGAUAGCAACCGAUGUCAUUUCCCGGGGUAUGGAUUUUAAAGGCGUGAACUGUGUGAUGAACUACGAUUUCCCCGAAUCUGCUGCUGCAUACAUUCAUCGGAUAGGCCGGUCAGGAAGAGCAGGGAGACAUGGUGAAGCUAUAACAUUAUACACUGAAGAAGAUAAACCAUUUCUAAGAAACAUAGCAAAUGUUAUGGUGGCUUCAGGCUGUGAGGUUCCAUCUUGGAUACUCUCACUGCCAAAACUUCGACGGAAAAAGCAUAGGCCCCAAAGGGAUUCGAUAUCAACCGCACCCGAUGAUAAUGAAGAAUAGAAGUUAAGACUUUGUUUGCUUUCCUCUUGACUCAAGUCAUUUAAAGAAAGAAUUAACAUCAAACACUUUGGUGACCUUUUUUUUGUGUGUACUUUACUAUAAAUUAACGUUUUAGUAUUGAAAGACUCUAUUCUUGUUAUCAGUAACUAUUAUAAACUUUUUGAACAAUAAAUAGAUUGAUCUAUUUGAAUCACA
Molecule: messenger RNA, 1795 nt
Organism: Dioscorea cayenensis subsp. rotundata (Guinea yam)
Lineage: Eukaryota; Viridiplantae; Streptophyta; Magnoliopsida; Dioscoreales; Dioscoreaceae
Product: DEAD-box ATP-dependent RNA helicase 57
Exons: 12
Coding region: 41-1600 (519 amino acids)
Biological process (GO): maturation of SSU-rRNA
Molecular function (GO): RNA helicase activity; ATP binding; nucleic acid binding
Source: RefSeq, a predicted model, not a curated record